Molecule: messenger RNA, 2120 nt
Organism: Spirometra erinaceieuropaei
Lineage: Eukaryota; Metazoa; Platyhelminthes; Cestoda; Diphyllobothriidea; Diphyllobothriidae
Source: the annotation of a GenBank genome assembly
AUGGGCCGAGCAUUUUCGAGAGUCCUCAACCGUCCCUUCGUCAUCUCCGACGCCGCCAUCGAGCGUUUGCCGCAAGUGGAGACCAACGUGGACCUCAACCUCCCGCCAUCUCUCCAGGAGACCAUCAGGGCCGUGCAGCAGCUCUCCAGUGGGAAAACACCCGGAUCGGACGCAAUCCCUGCUGAGGUCUACAAGCACGGAGGUCCCCAGCUGAUGGAUCACCUGACUGCGCUCUUCCAGGAGAUGUGGCGUCAAGGGGAAGUCCCGCAAGAUUUCAAGACGCAACCAUCGUGCAUCUUUACAAGCGCAAAGGAAAUCGCCAAGUCUGCGACAAUCACCGCGGCAUCUCCCUGCUGAACAUCGCCGGGAAGAUCUUCGCACGAAUCCUCCUCAACCGCCUCAAUAACCAUCUGGAACAGGGCCUUCUGCCGGAAAGCCAAUGCGGCUUCCGUCGUCAUCGUGGGACCACGGAUAUGAUCUUCGCCGCCCGUCAACUUCAGGAGAAGUGUCAGGAGAUGCGGACCCACCUGUACUCUACCUUCGUGGACCUGACGAAAGCCUUCGAUACGGUGAAUCGUGAAGGACUGUGGAAGAUCAUGCAGAAAUUCGGCUGUCCGGAGCGAUUCACUCAGAUGGUGCGUCGGCUGCACGACGGUAUGAUGGCGCGAGUCAAGGACAACGGAACUGUCUCAGAGGCAUUCGCAGUGACCAACGGAGUGAAGCAGGGAUGCGUGCUGGCACCAACCCUCUUCAGUCUUAUGUACUCUGCCAUGCUGAUGGACGCCUACCGCGACGAACGCCCUGGAAUCCGCAUCGCCUACAGGACGGACGGUCACCUGCUGAAUCAACGGCGGAUGCACUUCCAAUCGCGCGUAUCCACAACCAACGUCCACGAACUUCUCUUCGCCGACGACUGCGCCCUGAACACCACCUCGGAAGAGGAGAUGCAACGGAGCAUGGACCUGUUCUCCGCCACCUGCGAGAACUUCGGUCUGGUCAUUAACACGCAGAAGACGGUGCUGAUGCACCAACGGCCACCCAACUCAGCCACAGCCCCCAACGCGCCGCCGCAAAUCAGCGUGAACGGAACCCAUCUGCAAGUUGUGGAGAACUUCCCGUACCUGGGCAGUACCCUCUCCCGGAACACCAAGAUCGACGACGAAGUCGCCAACAGGAUCUCGAAAGCCUGUCAAGCCUUCGGUCGCCUCCAAAGCACAGUUUGGAAUCGCCGCGGUCUUCAGCUGAGCACGAAGCUGAAGAUGUACAAGGCCGUCAUCCUGCCGACACUACUGUAUGGAGCGGAGACUUGGACGGUGUACGCAAAGCAGGCACGUCAUCUGAACCACUUCCACCUCAGUUGUCUUCGUCGCAUCCUGAGGCUGAACUGGCAGGACCGAAUCCCCGACAUUGAUGUGCUGGAACGGACGGGAAUCCUCAGCAUCUACGCCAUACUGAGGCAAAUGCAGCUGCGCUGGAGUGGCCACCUGGUGCGCAUGGACGACGAGCGACUACCCAAACGACUCUUCUACGGAGACGUCGCGACGGGUUCUCGCCGUCAAGGAGGCCAGAUUCGCCGUUACAAGGAUACCCUAAAGUCCUCCCUGAAAUGCUUGCAAAUCAACCCUACCAACUGGGAGGAGCUCGCACUCGAUCGACCGACCUGGAGGAGGACAGUGAAGACAGGCGCUGCGAUCUGCGAAGCCAACCGCAUCGCUGCCGCCAAAGCGAAACGCGAAGCCCGCAAAUCACAACUUCGCCCAGUACGCAACGCCGCCGCCGCCGCACAACCGCCUCCAACGUGUCCUCGAUGUCAACGGACAUUCCGGGCUCGAAUCGGACUUGCUGUACAUCUUCGGACCAACUGCGCCUCUCUAACUGCACCAACCAUCGUCCCCCCGCCUGCCUCUUCCUCCUCCUCUCCGCCGCCAACUAACUCUGACAAUUCUUCUGAUCCACCACUUCCAUCCUCCUCCUCGUCCUCCUCGUCCUCCUCCUCCUCCUCCUCCUCCUUCUCCUCCUCACCCACUGCUCCAACGACGGCCGCUCAGGCGACUGUUCCGCGCGCAACAACCGACACUACCACCACCUCCCUCGACUCCAGCGAUGAGGAUCAAGACUAA